AUGGUUGCUAGCACGAGAUUUUGCAUUUUUGGGCUUUUAGGAGCUGCAGCGGUACAUGCACUCCCCGAGCCAGCUAGGGCCCAGGUGACUGCCGCCCCACAGUUAGCAGAGAGAGCGACAAGCUGUACCUUUUCCGGGUCUAAUGGUGCCUCAUCGGCAAGCAAGUCCAAGACUGCCUGCUCCACCAUUGUACUAUCCGCAGUAGCUGUGCCUUCUGGUACCACAUUGGAUUUGACCGGUCUGAAUGACGGAACAACGGUUAUAUUCGAAGGAGAAACAACUUUUGGUUAUGAAGAGUGGGACGGACCUUUAGUGUCGGUUUCUGGAACAGAAAUCACUGUCAAAGGUGCAUCUGGUGCGACCCUGAAUGGCGACGGGAGCCGUUGGUGGGAUGGAGAGGGUUCGAAUGGAGGCAAGACCAAGCCCAAAUUUUUCUAUGCUCAUAAGAUGGUGUCCUCCACCAUCAGUGACAUCAAGAUCGUGAACUCUCCGGUUCAGGUGUUUAGCAUCAACGGCGCGACAGAUCUUACGCUCAGUGACAUUACUAUCGACAACAGCGAUGGAGAUACCGAGGGCGGCCACAACACUGAUGCCUUCGAUGUGGGAUCGAGCACGGGAAUCACCAUUACUGGUGCAACUGUCUACAACCAGGAUGACUGCCUGGCAAUUAACUCUGGCACGGACAUCACAUUUACCGGUGGCCUCUGCUCGGGUGGACAUGGGUUGUCCAUUGGCUCCGUUGGUGGACGAAGCGACAACACUGUAGCCAACGUGCUCAUUGAGAAUUCGCAGAUCGAAGACUCCCAGAAUGGCGUGCGAAUCAAGACUGUCUACGACGCGACUGGCUCUGUGAACAAUAUCACUUACAAGGAUAUCACGCUUUCGGGAAUCACCAAAUAUGGCAUUGUGAUUGAGCAAGACUAUGAAAAUGGCAGUCCCACUGGUACUCCAACAGCUGGUGUCCCUAUCACCGAUCUUACCCUGAAUGGUGUGAAGGGAACAGUGGAAAGUAGUGCAACAGAUAUAUAUAUUCUUUGUGCUUCAGGUGCAUGCUCAGAUUGGACUUGGACCGGUGUCAGUGUGACUGGCGGCAAGACGAGCAGCUCUUGUGAGAAUGUGCCUAGCAGUGCUAGUUGCUGA
Molecule: messenger RNA, 1140 nt
Organism: Penicillium soppii
Lineage: Eukaryota; Fungi; Ascomycota; Eurotiomycetes; Eurotiales; Aspergillaceae
Product: glycoside hydrolase family 28 protein
Exons: 4
Coding region: 1-1140 (379 amino acids)
Biological process (GO): pectin catabolic process
Cellular component (GO): extracellular region
Molecular function (GO): polygalacturonase activity
Source: RefSeq, a predicted model, not a curated record